Molecule: messenger RNA, 2243 nt
Organism: Arachis duranensis
Lineage: Eukaryota; Viridiplantae; Streptophyta; Magnoliopsida; Fabales; Fabaceae
Exons: 6
Source: RefSeq, a predicted model, not a curated record
CAUCAUAUAAAACACACAAUGGUGCUUCUCUCUCUGGUCCCUUUACUCUUCUCUCUUUAGUAGAUCUCACUCAUUUAAUGCAUUUCACUUACAAAAAUAUACACCAUACUAUAAUACUAUUAAUUAACACCUACUGUGCUUAAUUAAUUUCAUUAUCCACCAAAACGAUGUCGGAUCACCCCGACGGCGCUUCCGAAAUCUCAGCGAGCAACUCAUCCAGGAGUCUCGCUGAGUUACCGGAACUCACCGCCAUACGAUUCGGACUCGAUCUUGUAUCGGCGGCUAGGCGAAACAUCGUGUUCCUGAGGACUGUUUCGGAUUCUCUGUGGCUCCACCACACGCCCAUUGUGGUGGAAGCCAUACGCAGGUACCAUGAUGUGUGGAUGCCGUUGAUUUCCGAUCUGACGGCCCCGGACUUCCCUCUUCCUAUGAUUCUCCCUCCCUUCGAUGUCGAGUGGGUUUGGUUCUGCCACACUCUCAACCCUGUGAGUUGCUUCAAAGAAUGAAAUUAAAACAUGACAUUUAUUAACAGUAAAGGGAAUACCUUGGACGAGGAGAACAGAGAGUACGCGGUGAUGCGGUGCAGGGAGAUAUGGAGCGCCGAGUUCCCCUCCGAGUCGUUUGAGAACGAAGCGAGUUCUGACUCGGAGGAGGAGGACUCAAUUGGCACCAUUGUUGAUGAAGAGGGUGGUGAUCUUCUGAAGGAAGUUAUGGAGAAGAGGAAGUGGUUGUGCUCUGUGUUUGAGGAGCCGUACAGGUGCGAGGUGGUGUACUUGAUAGCGGCGAGGCAGAGGUACAAGGCGUUCUUGUAUUUGGCGCACAAGAGGUUAGUGGCGCUUCAAUCUGGUUCCUGUUUGGUGCCAGCUUCGGAUAUCUUGUUGAUGUGGCUGACCCACCAGAGUUAUCCAACAGUGUAUGUGGAAGACAUGAAAGCAUUAGGCUUAGAUGUUGAUCUGGAAAAGGUGGCAAUGGUUUCUCAAACUGUGAAGGAGAAGGAAUUUGAAGAAAUAAGGAAGUUGUGGGGGACAGAAUUCAAUCAACCUUAUGAGAAAGCUGGUGGAGAGAUCACUUCGCUGUCAUUGGAAGGGGCUACCUAUGCAAUUUCCCCCGUCUACUGGGUUGAAUCAGACACAGAUGUCAAUACAAAAUACAGGUCCAUGCUUCCAAGGUUCUUACUUGAGGCCUGUGUAUUUGUGAAGCUUAACUCAAGGAUAAAGGCGUUGCAAAAGGAUAUAAACCGUGAUUUCAUAAGACUUCGUACUAUAAGGUGUCAUACUGAGUUAAAGCUAGAUAAAUCCAUCUCCAGUUUCCCCUAUGAUUCAUGGAAAAAAGCUUGGCAUCUUUACUGUGAAUUUGGGACUAAGGGGGUUAUUAUUGAGUAUCGUCGACAAGGUGGUAGCUGUCUUAAAGGAAGUACUCUGCAAGACACUGUUUCAUUUAGCUGGAAUGAUUUAUUGAGAGCUGAUUCUCUAACUUCGGAAAAGAAAAUUAGUCAGCGUGUGAAUAUUGUUGCAUCAAUAACCCCGCCAGUUCAAGCACCGUACUUGUUGAAAUGUGUUCCUGAUCGAGUAACAGAUGAUUCCGGAGCAAUGAUAUCUGAUGUGAUUCUGAAGAUGAAUAGCUAUCACCCGCAAGAAGGACGAUGGCUGUCUCGUACAGUUCUUGAUCAUGCAGGAAGAGUGUGUUUUGUUAUUAGAAUUAGGGUAGGAGGAGGAUUUUGGAGAAGAGGAGGUGAAACUCCUUUGGCUGUGAAAUGGGAAGAAAGGAUUAUAGAGAUACGUGAAGGAUCUUGGUCUUAUGUUGCUGGUUCCAUUGGUAGAGCCCCUGGUAUGUUUUGUGCACAAGUUACUUUACCUAAAAUCUUGGGUGUGUUUAUCAUGGCUUCUUCAAAGGCACUUGGACAUAUAUGAGUCAGAGUUGUAAGCUAGGAAGUUAGAACCAACAAGUUUGAAGAAUAAACCAUCUUGGUCUUACGUUAGUUCUUUCAUGUUAGUUUGGAUUCAAAGAUUAUUGAAAGGAAGGUCGUUUCUAACACUUGAGGGGGAAAAAAUAUCAGCAUUUUCUCCUCUCCUCAAUGAGAUUACAUUUUGCUUUGGAAUUAAAAUUCUGUCGACGCUCACACUCUUCUUUAUAACCGAGCUAGCUAUUAAAUGCCAAAAUUGCAUGUGUUUCUGUCAUGGAUCGCCAUUUUGAUGUACACUUCAUGCUUGCCAGCAAAACCAUAAUCCUAGAUGACACAGUUU